Colletotrichum orchidophilum is the source of this 285-nucleotide messenger RNA. RefSeq lists its product as uncharacterized. The annotation marks the transcript as partial. The record is from RefSeq and is a predicted model, not a curated record. The transcript has a single exon. Lineage: Eukaryota; Fungi; Ascomycota; Sordariomycetes; Glomerellales; Glomerellaceae.
CACCACACGAAGCACCCAGAACUUUCCCCGGGCCCCAUUUGCAGUGCCCUCCUCAGGAUCCUCAGGAGCAAGUCUCAUCAUCAUUUCCCAAAAGUCCGAGACCCCUUAAGCAAACAUCCAUCAACCGGCCACCCGCCGCACCGCACCACGGUCGAGCGCACAUCCAAACCUAAUAUGGCAGGAUUGGUUCGCCGCUUAUUCCGGAAGAGGCAAAGACAACUGCCCAUCUCUUCCACAGAUCCCCUCUCUGUCGAAAAUUCCAUCCCAGAUAAACUUCGACGCUAG